This is a messenger RNA of Uncinocarpus reesii 1704, 621 nucleotides long. RefSeq lists its product as uncharacterized. Lineage: Eukaryota; Fungi; Ascomycota; Eurotiomycetes; Onygenales; Onygenaceae. Gene Ontology annotation, molecular function: protein kinase activity; ATP binding. Gene Ontology annotation, biological process: protein phosphorylation. Bases 1 to 621 code for a protein of 206 amino acids. The record is from RefSeq and is a predicted model, not a curated record. The transcript is spliced from 2 exons.
AUGUGUACAGUGGAUGGCCUACGCUUUUCAGAUGUCCAGCUGGGUGAUCUCGGUGGCACCUAUCCCACAGACUCAAACUGGGCAAGGAAAGGGACACCACCAGUUGGUGCACCCAUGUGGAGUAGCCCGGAAGUGAUCAUGGAGACUACCUGGAAUACAGCAACAGACAUCUGGUCUUUUGGAGCUGUUAUAAGUUUCUGGGUUUUCCUCGCAAACUGGUCCACUUCAACCCCUUUCCGCCCUAAAACCGUUCCUUAUGGGCAUGUGGAAUACGGGCUGGAAGUUCUCAAACAACAAUUCUGGUAUUUUGGUCCGUUUCCUGGAAAAUACAAUGAAAUCACAGGUCCCAUGACUAUCAGAGCAAUUUUGUAUCCCAUGCAAGAAACCUCACAGUCAAAAACAACUCCCUUCUAUUGGACAAUGGAGAAAGAGAACAUUGCUGUAUAUAGUCUCAAGCCUAUAAGCAUAGUCUAUAGAUCAAACCUUGUCUUGACUAGCAUUCAGCUUCUUCUUGGUCAUAAAGUAUUCCAGGGCUCUGUGGUCAGUAAAACUCAAACCUAUCUUCUCACUACAACCCAGCUCUCCAUUCAGAAAAAGCUCAUACAAUGGCCAUGGGAUUAG